AUGAAUUUGAGAUCGGAAUUGCAAAAACUGUUAAACGUAUGCUUUUUGUUUGCGUCUGCUUACAUGUUUUGGCAAGGCUUAGCCAUUGCUACGAAUAGCGCUUCACCCAUCGUGGUUGUUCUUUCAGGCUCCAUGGAACCGGCUUUCCAAAGAGGUGACAUCCUUUUCCUAUGGAAUAGAAACGCUUUCAACCAAGUGGGCGAUAUUGUGGUGUAUGAGGUCGAGGGAAAACAGAUUCCCAUUGUGCAUAGAGUUUUGAGGCAACAUAACGAUCACGUGGAAAAGCAAUUCCUCCUGACUAAAGGUGAUAAUAACGCUGGAAAUGACAUUUCAUUGUACGCCAACAAGAGAAUUUAUUUGGAUAAGUCAAAGGAAAUUGUGGGGACUGUCAAGGGCUAUUUCCCACAGUUGGGGUACAUUACGAUUUGGAUCAGCGAAAACAAAUACGCCAAGUUUGCAUUGUUAGGUAUACUGGGAUUGAGUGCUCUACUGGGCGGCGAAUAG
Molecule: messenger RNA, 504 nt
Organism: Saccharomyces kudriavzevii IFO 1802
Lineage: Eukaryota; Fungi; Ascomycota; Saccharomycetes; Saccharomycetales; Saccharomycetaceae
Gene: SEC11
Product: signal peptidase complex catalytic subunit SEC11
Exons: 1
Coding region: 1-504 (167 amino acids)
Cellular component (GO): signal peptidase complex; membrane
Molecular function (GO): serine-type endopeptidase activity
Source: RefSeq, a predicted model, not a curated record